Messenger RNA from Myotis davidii, 2334 nucleotides. It is a transcript of the gene HRH3, whose product is annotated as histamine receptor H3. The record is from RefSeq and is a predicted model, not a curated record. NCBI's taxonomy places the organism in Eukaryota, Metazoa, Chordata, Mammalia, Chiroptera, Vespertilionidae. Gene Ontology annotation, molecular function: histamine receptor activity. Gene Ontology annotation, biological process: adenylate cyclase-activating adrenergic receptor signaling pathway. Gene Ontology annotation, cellular component: membrane.
AUGGCUGCUUGUGCUCCAGCCAUCACGUGUGCAUUUGACCAGGAAGAAAGAGACGAGGAAAGAAGAAGGACUGGGCUGACCACUAGCGCUGACCACCGCAAGGUGCUGUCUUCCAGGGGGCCCGUGGGCUCCAAGCUGCUGGACACUCCCCCCUCAACCUGGGGCCCCAUCGGAGCGCCUGGCAUCCCGGCUCCCGACGAGGGCCGGCCAGGGUUCACGGGGCUGAGGACGGUGGAGGGGGUGGGUAAGGUGAGGUUGCUGACAAGAAGGGUGGACUGCCUGUCUUUGCAUUGUGGAGGGUCUGACCGCAGACCCUGGUCCGGCUCUGACCCACCACGGCCCUGCUCUCCCACAGGAGCCUUCUGUAUUCCCCUGUAUGUGCCCUAUGUGCUGACUGGCCGCUGGCCCUUCGGCCGGGGCCUCUGCAAGCUGUGGCUGGUGGUGGACUAUCUACUCUGCACGUCCUCCGUCUUCAACAUUGUGCUCAUCAGCUAUGACCGGUUCCUGUCCGUUACCCGCGCUGUCUCUUACCGGGCCCAGCAGGGCAACACGCGGCAGGCGGUGUGGAAGAUGGCGCUGGUGUGGGUGCUGGCCUUCCUGCUGUACGGGCCGGCCAUCCUCAGCUGGGAGCACCUGUCGGGCGGCAGCUCCAUCCCCGAGGGCCACUGCUACGCGGAGUUCUUCUACAACUGGUACUUCCUCAUCACGGCCUCCACACUCGAGUUCUUCACGCCCUUCCUCAGCGUCACCUUCCUCAACCUCAGCAUCUACCUGAACAUCCAGAGGCGCACCCGCGACCGGCUGGACGGGGUCCGAGAGGUAGCCCUGGGGGGCAGUGGAGGGGGCACGGCAAACUCGCCCACCUCCAGCUCAGGCAGCUCCUCGCGGGGCACAGAGCGGCCUCGCUCGCUCAAGAGGGGCUCCAAGCCGUCGGCGUCCUCUGCGUCACUGGAGAAGCGCAUGAAGAUGGUGUCCCAGGGCAUCACCCAGCGCUUCCGGCUGUCUCGGGACAAGAAGGUGGCCAAGUCGCUGGCCAUCAUUGUGAGCAUCUUUGGACUCUGCUGGGCCCCAUACACCCUCCUGAUGAUCAUCCGGGCUGCCUGCCACGGCCACUGCGUCCCCGACUACUGGUAUGAGGCAUCCUUCUGGCUACUGUGGGCCAACUCAGCAGUCAACCCGAUCCUCUAUCCACUGUGCCAUUACAGCUUUCGCCGGGCCUUCACCAAGCUGCUGUGCCCCCACAGGCUCAAGGUCCAGCCUCACAGCUCUCUGGAGCACUGCUGGAAGUGAGCUGGCGACCCAGGCCCCUCUGCCCACACCGUGGUUUCUGGGCAGCCGCCGCCUCCUCUUCGGCCCACACUUUUGCCAUGUGGCCUCUCUUAGACCACCUGCCUGCCGUGGAGGCAGCUUGGUGAGCUGGCUCAGGACCCUACUGCCUGAACUGGAAUGUGAGUGGCUAGCCCUGCCACCCAAAUCCUAACUCUUCCCCAGGAGGGACAAUCUGGGGGUCUUAGCCACAAUGUCCACCUCCCCACAGACAGUGUGGCAACCAGUGGGUCCACCGUUUGCACAGUUACUGCUUGGUGUUCUUCCCAAAGCAAGCGCGUGGCGUGUGCUCCAUGCUUUCUACCCAGCAGUUUGCUCCUGCAUGUGCGCGCACGCUUGCACACACCUGCACACCUUCCCUUGCUCCAGACCAGCCUGGGCUCCCGGCUCUGCAGCCAUCUGCCCCUUCUUAAGCCCGGCCCGACUCCUUCAGCCCUCUUUCCUCCAACUCUCUCUGCCCCCAAAGUGCCAACAGCUUGCUGCUGUUCUCCGCUUUUCCAUUCUGGGUGUUGCAGGAAGACAAAGAAGAGGAAAACACAUCUGUGAACUCGAUGUUCCUUGGAUGUUUAAUCAAGAGAGACAAGAUUGCAGAGGAGCUCAGGGCAGGAUUGGCAGGUGUGGGCUCCCACGCCCUCUCCUCGUGCUGCUGUUUCCGGCUGAGCUGCACCAGCCACUUCUGCCCACCCUGCCCCUGGCUCGGAUGCUGGGCCGGACUGGUGGCUCUGAAAGUGGUCAAAGCCCAGAUACCUGCUGUCAGCAGGCUGCCACCCCACUUCCUCUGCUCAACCCGUGUUUCCUAGGGCUGACGGUCCGAGGGCCCCGGCCCUGCCCCGAGGGUCCUGAGGCUUGCAGGGCAGGCAGAGGGACCAGGCCCGGGUGCCCAGUGGAGGGUCCGCUUCGCCACAUUCCGUGCACCCGUGGCACCCUGCAUGUUCCAUGUCCCCUGGACCUGUUGAGCCGGCCCUGUAGACUCUGAGGUCCACAGUAAAGUGUAUUUUUUUAUUGGUG